Molecule: messenger RNA, 8967 nt
Organism: Leucoraja erinaceus (little skate)
Lineage: Eukaryota; Metazoa; Chordata; Chondrichthyes; Rajiformes; Rajidae
Exons: 9
Coding region: 1999-5247 (1082 amino acids)
Cellular component (GO): membrane
Molecular function (GO): GTP binding
Source: RefSeq, a predicted model, not a curated record
CACACACACACACACACACACACACACACACACACACACACACACACACACACACACACACACACACACACACACACACACACACACACACACACACACACACACACACACUGUUUCUUGAUCACACGGUCUCCAUCACAGGAGAUAGACUAUCCACUGGCAUCUAUUAUAAACCCACUGACCCCCACAACUAUCUAGACUACACUUCUCCCCACCCUGCUUCCUGUAAAGAUUCCAUCCCCUAUUCCCAAUUCCUCCAUCUACGCCGCAUCUGCGCCCAAGAUGAGGUGCUCCAUACCAGGUCAUCGGAGAUGUCCUCAAUCUUUAGGGAAUGGGGGUUCCCAUCUCCCAUCACAGAUGAGGCCCUCACUAGGGUCUCCUCGGUACCCUGCAGCUCUGCCCUUGCUCCCCCUCCCCCCAGUUGCAACAGGGACAGAGUUCCCCGUCCUCACCUUUCACCCCAUCAGCCGUCACAUACAGCACAUAAUCCUCCAACAUUUUCACCACCUCCAACAGGAUCCCACCACUGGCCACAUCUUCCCAUCUCCACCCAUUUCCACUUUCCGCAGAGACUGUUCCCUCCGCAACACUUUGGUCAACUCACCCUUUUCCACCCAAACCACCCCCUCCCCAGGAACCGCAGGAGAUGCAACACCUGUCCCUAUACCUCCCCACUCGACUCUGUCCAAGGACCGAGACAGACUUUUAAGGGAGGUAGAGGUUCAGUAUCACCUCCUCCAACCUCAUCUACUGUAUCUGCUGUUCCAGGUGUGGACACCUGUAUAUCGGUGAGACCAAGCGCAGGCUCGGCGAUCGUUUUGUUGAACACCUCCACUCAGUCUGUUUAAACCUACCUGAUCUCUCGGUGAGAAACACUUUAACUCCCCCUCCCAUUCACACACUGACCUUUCUGUCCUCGUCCACCUCCCUUGUCAGAGUGAGGCCCAGUGUAAAUUCGAGGAACAACACCUCAUAUUGCGCUUGGGCAGCUUACACCCCAGCGGUAUGAACAUUGACUUCUCUAACUUCAAGUAACCCUUGCUUUCCUUCUCUCUCCAUCCUUUCCCCUUCCCAGUUCUCCAACCAGUCUCUAUCUCCGACUACAUUUUAUCUCUGUUUGCUUUGUUGUUCCCUUCUCCCAGCUGACAACGAUCUAUUCUACAUUUUCAUAGAAACAUAGACAUAGAAACAUAGAAAAUAGGUGCAGGAGUAGGCCAUUUGGCCCUUCAAGCCUGCACCGCCAUUCAAUAUGAUCAUGGCUGAUCAUCUAACUCAGUAUCCUGUACCUUCCUUCUCUCCAUACCCCCUGAUCCCAUUAGCCACAACGGCCACAUCUAACUCUUCCUUCAUCUCCAUCUCCUUUGUCCCGUUUUCACACCUUACACUUCCUUAUCUAUGUAUCUCCCUCUCCCCUGACCUCAGUCUGAAGAAGGGUCUCAACGUAAAUCCCCACCCAUUUAUGCUCUCCCGAGAUACUCUCUAUCCCGCUGAGUUACUCCAGCAAUUGUGUCCAUUGCCGGUGACCCCAGACAGGGCGGCACGGUGGCGCAGCGGUAGAGUUACUGCCUUACAGCGCUUGCAGCGCCAGAGACCUGGGUUCGAUCCCCACUACGGGUGCUGUCUGUACGGAGUUCUCCCUGUGACCUGCGUGUGUUUUCACAUUGUAGGUAUAACUGUCCCCCAGCGAUCACGCCGGCGGGUAAAGAGUAAAGUCACCCGGCAACAAGUGAGCUCACACACAUCUUGAACCUUAUUGGAUAACGUGCAGCAAUCCAUCCAAGUACUUGACACGGGGAGAGGGAAAGUCCAGACACACAGCGGACUGGAGUAGCGAUCACAGCGGACGUUCACUGACGGAGUCUCCUCCUGAACCGAAGUAGGAGAACACACACAACUGAAGACAAGGAGGAGCCCCGGUGCCCAGACCUCUCCCCCCCGGGCAGUGCUGGGACCACUGGAUCAUCACACAGGCGAGACAAGGACAGACAGAGAAGGAGAAUGGGAAAUGCCAGCUCCAGCAAACAGGCGGCUCAGUCUGAGACCCCCACAUUCUUCACACAGGAAGAGCUCAACAAAGUGAAGUCUGAGUUCGAAACGGGAGGUGUGGGAAAGGUUCAACCUCUGCUGGAGAAGAAGGCGAAAGAACUGGACAACACCGAGGUGAACAUCGCCGUGACGGGAGACACGGGUGCAGGAAAAUCCACCUUCAUCAACGCCAUGAGAGGGCUUCGUAGCAAAGAUGAGGGAGCGGCUGCGGUUGGGACCACGGAAACUACAAUGGAGCCAACCGGAUACUCACAUCCCACUCUGCCCAAUGUCCGCUACUGGGACCUGCCGGGGAUCGGAUCUACACGAUUCACCGCGGGUUCCUACCUGAUGGAAAUGCAAUUUAAAAAAUACGAUUUCUUCAUCAUAGUGUCAGCUGGUCGAUUCACAGAGAGUGAUGCGAAUCUUGCCAAGGAGAUUAAGCGGCUGGGGAAGAAGUUCUAUUUUGUCCGCUCUAAGAUUGACGCUGACCUUGAUUCAAUGAAGCAGGAACGGGGGGAAUUUGAUAAAGUUGCAGAAAUGGAAAAGAUCCGGAGUGACUGCGUCAGUCAGUUGGGAAAGGCCGGGAUCCCUGAUCCCAAUGUGUUCCUGAUAUCCAGUUUCAAGAAGAAUAUGUAUGAUUUCUCUCGGUUAAUGAUAAAACUUGGAGAUGAUUUACCAAAUAUAAAGGAAUCUGUCUUUGUCCUGGCCCUUCCCAACUUCAGUGUGGAGAUUAUUCAUAAGAAAGGUGAGGUGUUGAAGGGACGUAUAUGGAUGUUGGCGAUCAUUGCGGGAGGAGUGGGAGCGAUCCCUGUCCCGGGUCUCUCUGCCGCCUGCAACAUUGGGGUAUUGAUUGGAGCGAUAAUCUUUUUCCGUGAAUGCCUGUGUCUGGAUGAUGCUGCUCGCAGCAGAUUGGCCGAGAGAAAAGGCAAGUCCAUGGAAGAGUUGGAUGCGGCAGCGCCAUCACCCCUGUUGGGAAAAAUAACUGUAGACGUAAUAAAGUGGUUGUGUAAAGCCGUUGUUGGUGUUUCAACCGUUGCAACCGUUGCAGCCGCUCUUUGCUUUCUCCCACUCGUCGGUUCCCUUUUUGGAGCCGGGUCAUCAUUUAUGAUGGCCUACGUGAUAAUGAGUAACGCGCUGACGCUUCUGACGGGGACCGCAAUAACGUUGCUCGCUGUAGCCAAUUGCGCCCAUUUAAUCUUCACCAAGGUGAAGGAGUGGAGAUACAUCUGCAAGAAGACCAACUCUCUGAAACCAUGGAUGACUACGGAGGUCCAGCGUCUUCUGAAGGAGCGGGACUUGGCCCACAAAUCUGGCAACAAAGAACUGUACAGCACUGCCAGACACAACCUUAAGCGGGGCCUUAAAUCAGCUAAAAUGUCCUACAAGGAGAAGAUCGAGGACCAUUUCACCUCCAGGGAUACAGCGCGCAUGUGGCAGGGAAUACAUUACCUAACAAACCUCAGGGGCAGCAGGGACCCACCGACAGCUGCAAAUACAUUGCUGGCAGAGGAGCUCAACCACUUUUUUGCCCGUUUCGAGAGAGGUCCGAAUGAAAGAACCUCUCUCCAACUGGACCCUGCUAACCAGCCACUUACCCUCCAGUUAGAGGAGGUAAAGCGGGCCCUGAGAACUGUUAAUGCUAACCCACACCUGGAGCUCUAUGUUUUACUGCGGUUUCCAGAAACCACACAGCACAGUUGGUUUGGGAAACUGGAUGCAAGAGUCUUGAGGUGGAUUCCCAGAAUGACUGGCCUGUUCAAUGUGGAGAAACUGAGCCCACAUUCACUGGGAUUUGGAGAGGCGAUCCAGUUCAAAACAUACAUCAAGAUCAAAGAUUACUGGGUUCAGGAACUUCAAUGUGGGAACCAAUGCCUCUUCCACAGGGGCAGCCGAUUGGCACAAGGAGGAGUCCAGGUGCCCAGACCUCUCCCCCCCCCCCCGGGCAGUGCUGGGACCACUGGAUCAUCACACAGGCGAGACAAGGACAGACAGAGAAGGAGAAUGGAAAAUGCCAGCUCCAGCCAACAGGCGGCUCAGUCUGAGACCCCCUCAUACUUCACACAGGAAGAGCUCAACAAACUGAUUUCCAAGUUCAAAAUGGGAGGUGUGGAAAAGGUUCAACCUCGGCUGGAGAAGAAGAUGAAAGAACUGGACAACACCGAGCUGAACAUCGCCGUGACGGGAGACACGGGUGCAGGAAAAUCCACACUCAUCAACGCCAUGAGAGGGCUUCGUAGCAAAGAUAAGGGAGCGGCUGCGGUUGGGACCACGGAAACUACAAUGGAGCCAACCGGAUACUCACAUCCCACUCUGCCCAAUGUCCGCUACUGGGACCUGCCGGGGACCGGAACUAAAGGAUUCACCGCGGGUUCCUACCUGAAGAAAAUGCAAUUUAAAAAAUACGAUUUCUUCAUCAUAGUGUCAGCUGGUCGAUUCACAGACAAUGAUGUAAAACUUGCCACGGGGAUUAAGCGGCUGGGGAAGAAGUUCUAUUUUGUCCGCUCUAAGAUUGACAAUGACCUUCAUUCAAUGCAGCAGGAACGGGGGCAAUUUGAUGAAGACAAAGCAGAAAUGGAAAAGAUCCGGAGUGACUGCGUCAGUCAGUUGGGAAAGGGCGGGAUCCCUGAUCCCAAUGUGUUCCUGAUAUCCAGUUUCAGGAGGAGUAUGUAUGAUUUCCCUCGGUUAAUGGAUGCACUUGGAGAUGGUUUACCAAAUAUAAAGGAAUCUGCCUUUAUCCUGUCCCUUCCCAACCUCAGUGAGGAGAUUAUCCAUAAGAAAGGUGAGCUGUUGAAGAAACGUAUCUGGAUGUUGGCGAUCCUCGCAGGCGGAGUGGGAGCGAUCCCUGUCCCGGGUCUCUCUGCCGCCUGCAACAUGGGGAUAUUGAGUGGAGCGAUAAUCAAUUUCCGUGAAUGCCUGUGUCUGGAUGAUGCUGCUCGCAGCAGAUUGGCCGAGAGAAAAGGCAAGUCCAUGGACGAGUUGGAUGCGGCAGCGCCAUCACCCCUGUUGGGAAAAAUAACUGUAGACGUAAUAAAAUGGUUGUGUAAAGCCAUUGUUGGUGUUUCAACCGUUGCAGCCGUUGUUAGCUAUUUCCCAUUCGUCGGUUCCCUUUUUGCAGCCGGGACAUCAUUCCUGGUGGCCUACAAGGUACUGGAUAAAGCGCUGACGCUUCUGAUUGAGAUCUCAAAGAAGAUGCACGCUGUUGCCACAGGCGUCGCGUAACCGCUCUGCACCAAUAUCCAUCCCGUCAGUUCACGUCGCGCUGGGCUUCAUACUUUGAAGAAAGCUAACGCCCAACCGUGCGCUAAUUCUACUCGAACUGAUUGCUGUUUGCUUGGAUGUAUCUGUAAAUCCGCCUUUUGCGAAAUCUUGCUAAAACUGUUGCUAAAUUUUGCUAAGUCUCCCAUUUGCUAAAUACAACACAUCCCCCUCCCAUUCCCACACUGACCUUUCUGUCCUCGACCUCCUCUACUGCCAGAGUGAGGCGUCGUACAAAUUGGGGGAACAGCAUCUCAUAUUUUGCUUGGGAAGCUCACAAAUCCGCGGUACGAAUAUUAAUUAGUCCAAUUAAUACACCCCUUGCUUUCCCUCUCCUCCCCCUUCUGGUUUUCGGACUGGCUUCACUGUCCUCCCGAAUAAAUAUUACUGAUUGAAUGCCUCCUUGUCACCUUCCCCUCGUCUAACAAUGAUCAAUUCUACAUUUGCCUUUGAGCAGCGUCCCCUUUGAUCUCUCAUUUUCACACAUUACCCUUCCAUAUCUCUGUCUCCCUCUCCCUUAACUAUCACUGCAGAGGGUCUCGACCUGACACAUCGACCAUUCCUUCUUUCUGAGAUGCUGCCUGUCCCUCUGAGUUACUCCAGCAUUUUGUGCCAAUCGUCAUGUUCUCCUGAGAUGCUGCCUGGUCAACUGAGUUCCUCUAACACUUAAAAAAAAAAUUGUAAACCAACAUCUGCAGUUCCCUGUUCCUGCUGUUUGCUGCAAGCAUUUUUGGAAAUAUUACAAAUAUUUUGAAAUUUCUGACACAGUCGUACAUUACUGAGGGCGGGGCAUAUUUCACUUGGGCAGUUUACAACCCAGCGGAAUGAAUAUUGAAUCUCUAACUUCAAGUAACACUUGCAUCCCCUCUCUCUCCAUCCCCCAAUGACCCUCAUCAUCAUACUAGUCUCACUAUCGUCCUGUUGAGUACCUCUGUCUGUAUAACUCGUUACCACCUUCCCCAUAGCCAACAAUGCACCAUUGUGGGCUCUACCUGUCCUUCAUCAUCGUGCCUUGCUUUGAUUUGCCCUUUUACAUAUAUUUCAUCCAUUUGUUCUCUGUACCAUUCCAUAUAUCUCGUUUCCGUCUCCCUGACUUUCAAUCCGAAGAAGGGUGUCCGUCCAAAAUGCCACCUAUUCCUUUUAUCCAGAGAUGCUGCCUGUCCCGCUGAGUUACUGCAGCGUUUUGUGUCUGUCUAUGAGUCUACCAGCCCGUUUGUGCCCCUCAGAACUUCCCGACAAGCAGCAAUAAACCAGUUCUCAUUCAGCAGCAAAACACUCCAAUGCAUCUACUUUGGUGUCAAUGUGAACUGGAAAGUCAGCGCCUUCAUUAGAUUGUGCCUGGCAGCGAGUGUCUGGGAAGGACAUUUCUCUCCAGGACGGGACACUUCCAGUGUGGGGGAAACUGGGAACGUGUCUGAGAACCUGUCACUUGUCUUAUUCCCAGUAAUCUUCACCAAGGUGAAGGAGUGGAGAUACAUCGGCAAGAAGACCAACUCUCUGUGAGGGAACUGGGACCAUGUCUAUCAUCUACAGCUCCAGACAAAGAGAUAUGGAGAAUGUUUAGAACUGAUGAGAAUGACCCGCCUGAAAUACAUCCCACUGGAAUGUGGGCGGCACAGUGGCGCAGCGGUAGAGCUGCUGUCUCACAGCGCCAGAGACACGGGUUCAAUCCUGACUACGGGGGCUGUCUGUUUGUGCAUGGGCUUCCACCGGGUGCGACGGUUUCCUCCCACACUCCAAAGACAUACAGGUGUGUGUGUUAAUUGGCUUCUGUCAGCAUUGUAAAUUGACCCUAGUGUGUAGGAUAGUGCUAGUGUACGGGAUGAUCGAUGGGCCACAUGUAAUCAGUGGGCCGAAGGGCCUGUUUCCGCGCUGUAUCUUUAAACUAAACUAAACUGUAACCACGACUGUUUUGGUAUUAUUUUGCAUUCUGUUAUUAUUUGAAAACAUUGUUUCUAAUGUAACCGACAAUUACUAUUGCAACUUUGAUCAUACAGCUCGUUGAUUGAGCAGGAAAUGCUGAUGGUAAAAUAAGCCACAUUGGGGGGUUUAAUAUGUUCUUGUGUAGUAAUGUGGACCCUGUUCCCUUCAACUGACUUGUUGAUGGGGAAUGUGUGUAAUCAGAUUAGUCUCACACAGCAACAGGUGACUCUUUGACAUGAGAUGUAAUACUGUUGCUGUUGUUGGGUCAACACAUGUGAACUGUUUAGACAAGUAGAGUUGUAUCUAUUGUUAAUUAACAAGCUUGCUUCAGUACAAAUAUACACAAUAAAAGUUCUAUAUAAAGCUGAACUCUUAGUAUUCGUCCGUUAAUUAAAAUGACUGCAGCUGACCCGUGUUAGUGAAACUUGUGAGAUCCGGUUGUGUUUCAACAUGCUGAAUAUAGAGACAGAUAUUUCCCCUGGAGGGACGGGUUACAUAUCACUGCCAGGUCGUGCGGCACUGUGGUCAACCCAGUUCUAUAACCCGGGCAUUGAUGUUGAGAAUGGGGCAGCACAGUGGCGCAGCGGGUGGAGCUGCUGAUUCACGGCGCGGGUGAUACAAGUUCCAUCCUGAAAUCGGUUCUUGUCCGUGUGGAGUUAGCACAGUCUCCCCGUGACCGUGUGGGUUCCUUCUGGGUGUAGUACGUAGGGAGUGGGCGAGAAAGUGGGAUAACUUAGUCAAGUCAAGAGAGUUUAUUGUCAUGCGUCCCAGAUAGGACAAUGAAAUUCUUGCAUUGCUGCAGCACAACAGAAUAUUGUAGUCAUAAAUACAGAUCGGAUCAGUGUGUCCAUAUACCAUAGAAUAUCUAUAUUACUAAAAGUCUGAUAUUGACCGCCUUUGGCUCGCUGUGCUGCGAUUUCCGAGAGAAUGGCGCCACCUACGGCCGUCAUUUUUGGCCACCUCACUCAGAGCCCCCCUCCGCUUUCCUGGACUGGAGGAUUUUUUCCAUCGAUGAAAAAUCCGAGAGAUAGUAAUGUUUUUUAAAAAUUUGCCAUUCUCUCUGCUGCCGCUGCUGGUGGGAGGUGGGAGGGAUCAUAAUACCAGGAAGUGGUGUGCCUCACUCAGUCUCCGCAAGAUGGAGGAAGCCAGAGGGUAACGUGUCUCUGAGCUCUGAAUAACACUGAACACAUGUCUACUCAACUGUGAGUUCCCUUAAUGUGGUUUGAAAAUGAAAAUAUGGUUGGUUUGAAGUAAACAGGCACUGCAUGCAAAUGGUUGUUUGGGGGGUUUGGGUUGAAGUGAAAAGGCACUGCAUGCAAAUGGUUGUUUGGGGGUUGGGGUUGAAGUGAAAAGGCACUGCAUUUGAAUGUGGUGGUGUUGCACCCUGCAUGAAAUGGUAUGAAACUGCACUUGAAUUUGGUGGCCUUGCACCCUGCUUGAAGUGGUUGGAAAUUGCACCUGAAUUUGGUGGCCUUGCACCCUGCUUGAAGUGGAAUUUCAAGGAAUAGCCAUGAGUCAACUGCCAGCCCACCAGCUGUGAGUGAGCUGCCAGCACACCAGGCUUGUGGGACUGAGCUGCCACCCCAAGAAUCCAUUUGGCCCACAAUGUCCAUACUAGCCCUCUGGAGACCAGUAGUCCCUGUACCCAACAACACCCAUACUAGCGCUCCAGAAAUCCCUCCCACCCCACUGGCCACCAAUAUUGAAAUUGGUGGGGAGGUGGAAUAUUACAUCGGGGGACCAACCCUCCCAUGUGAACAU